This is a messenger RNA of Selaginella moellendorffii, 2571 nucleotides long. RefSeq names its product homeobox-leucine zipper protein HDG1. The record is from RefSeq and is a predicted model, not a curated record. Gene Ontology annotation, molecular function: DNA-binding transcription factor activity, RNA polymerase II-specific; sequence-specific DNA binding. The transcript has 3 exons. Lineage: Eukaryota; Viridiplantae; Streptophyta; Lycopodiopsida; Selaginellales; Selaginellaceae. Bases 1315 to 2430 code for a protein of 371 amino acids. Gene Ontology annotation, cellular component: nucleus. Gene Ontology annotation, biological process: positive regulation of DNA-templated transcription.
CACUCUCUCACUCUCUCACUCUCUCUCACAUACACACGGCUUCUUCACAAGGCAAGCAAGAUCAGAGCCCAAUUCUCUCUUCGGCGUGUCUCACUAAGUUUCUCUACUAGGAGAGAGAGGUCUUGGAUUUUGGGGAGUGGCCGUGCGUGGUGGUCAGUUAUCACGGUUUGCUGAGUGUGGUGCGCUUGAGAGUGAUAUAUCGCUCUCCGUUUCCCUCCAAACUUUGUCGUUGUCGAUUCGAGAUCGUCCUUUGCUGUGGUGGCUUGUUUGGCUGAAGCCUAGUGUUAAAGUUAGGUCCAUCCACAUCUCUUUGUUCUUGGUUUUUUUUCUUUCUUUUUUUCUUUCCAAUCGCUAUAAAUUGUUUGACCCUGUUCUUCGGGUUCUAGGUAGCAGCUGAUCAUGCAAUUAGCAUCAUCUGGAGGGGCUUCUUGAGUAGCACAAAUCUUUGUCCGCGAAGAGCGAGCGUGUACAACUCUGGUUGUUGUCUCUGUUCUUCUUUCUUUGCGUGUUCCACUCUCCAGAUUUCUCAUGGCUUGGAACCCGGCAGUGGCAGUGUCCGAAUAAUCACCGCUAGUGGUCCUUCGUGCUCCCUCUAAACACCAUUUUGGCUUUGCUUGUGUCAAGAGAGUCGUGGAGCGUUUUCCCGAUCUAUAAUGCUGCUCGCACACAAACAAGACGAACCGAGGCGUCUGAGGGUGCCUGCUGUUCGUUUCUUCGUUGUCGAGGACAUUGCUCGCCUCCUCUGCUGCUUCGUGAGGUACUUCCCCCCGAGCUAGCAAGUCGGUCUCCAGACUUUUGCCUUUAUUCUUCCUUUGUUCUUACGGCCCGUAUACGUCAAUCGUCCCUGUCUCGCUUUGCACACCAAUCUCUCAUGUUAGGAUUGCUGUCCAAGAGUCCGCGGUCGAAUUGUUUUAGAAGAAGACGCAGGAGGCGAAGACGAAGAAUAGGUGCUAGCAACAAGAGCAAGCCAGCAGCAGCAGCUCACCACCACUUUCAGUAAAUACUCCCGAAAUCAUGGAGAAGAGCAAGAUCUGGGUCGAGUACAGUAGCAUCAGUUUUUUGUGGGCUGGACACGGCGGCGACGUGAGUGUAUGGUAUUCCUCGCUCUACAAUACGGCGGUGAUCUCUCGCACUUCUUCUUGACGGUAGCUAAGAGCUCUGCAUUGAUAUCAUAGCGGCAGGAAGUUUGCUCUAGGAAGAGAAGCUUGUUUGCAUCUAGAAAUCUCUCUCGCAUGACCAUGCAGCUCUUGUGAAGGAGAAUAGUGUUUACUGUUAGAACCCUGUGGUGCAGUGGUGGUGGUGGAAAGUUUGGCUAUGGAUUGGAAUAUCAACAACAGUAGCAGCAGCAACAGUAAAGGCUCGACAGCGCCAACACCACCAAGCAUCAUGGUGACGACAAUGAGGAACGAGAGCGUUAGCAACUCAAUGUCCGCCAUCUUUUAUCCGCGGUCGUCUAACAUCCCACCAGGCUUAGAUGAUCAUAACAACUGUGGAACACCCACAGGGCUGCGCGGUAGUGACGCGCUGCUCUACGCAACCUUCGAGGGCUCGAGCGAUCAGGAGAGCGGAGACGUGGAGGCGAGCGAUCACGAAGUUCACCCAGUGGAGAAGAAGCGGCGGCUGAGCGUGGAUCAAGUGCGCUCCCUGGAGCUCAACUUUGAGAUGGAGAACAAGCUGGAGCCCGAGAGGAAGAAGCAGCUGGCACACGAGCUGGGGCUCCAGCCCCGCCAAGUCGCCGUGUGGUUCCAGAACCGGCGAGCCCGCUGGAAAACCAAGCAGCUGGAGCGAGAUUACGAGUCCCUCAAGGCGAGCUACGACAAACUUCUGCUAGAGAACAAGAAGCUUCAAGCCGAGGUGACCGCCCUCGCUGCGAGGCUGGACUCUAGCAAGUCGCCCACAGCAGCAGCGGCCAACGGCGACGAGGCGAUUGUAAAUAGCGUGGAGCACAAACCGGAGGCUUUCAAGGGCCAGGAAGCCACGGUGAUGGUGACGACGGGGAAGAACCUGGCGGUGGUGGAGGACAUGGACGUCGCAAGGCCGCCGGGCAAAGGUGGUGAGAAAGAAGGCUCCCCGUGCUCGGAUGGCUAUACAAGCGAGAUCUUGGACGUGGACUUCCCGCUGGUUCCCGUGGUCCAGGAGAGCGUGCUCUCGUUCGAGCACACGGGCGUGGCGGUGGCCAAAGUCCUCAAAGACGAACCCGACGGCAUGGUUUUCGAUCCACACUCAAACCAGCUGGUGCUUUAUAAGUUUGACGAUGGUUUGCUAGAUUACAACAACACCAGCAUCAGUAUCAACAACAACAACAACAACAACAACAACAACAUCAACACCAACAAUAGUAAUAGCAUCAACGCCAAUGUCAACGAGUACGACAUGGCUACCUCGUCAUACUACUACAUACCUGAUGGAAUCGGGCCAUGGUGGACGUGAAAGAAACUGCACGAAACCAUGAUGUCUGCGAGAAAAUACUUCUAUGCACUAUAUAAAUGAAUGAAUGUUAAUGCUUUGUACCUUAAGAAUAUUCUUAGAAAUUCAAGUAUAUUCUAGAUGUAAUCUAGAACAAUAAAAGAA